AUGGCAGCAAUAUUUAAUUCAUUAAGCAAUGCUAUAACUGCACAACCUGUUGCCGACAGCAAACUUAAUCCAUUCAAUACAGAAUGGAAAACUGAAUUUUUCGAAUCGUGUAAUCCAAUUACAGACGGUAUUAUAUAUUGCCUCUGCGGAUGUAUUUGUGCGGGUCGACUACAUGGACGCGCUGGUGAGCAUUUUUUCUCGUGUUGUUUUCCUGGAGCAACACAAGCAUUAAGAACGAAGAUUAGAAUGGCUUAUGGUAUUCGAGGUUCACUAAUCGAAGAUUGUUUAGCAUCAUGUUGUGGCCCCUGUUCAUUACUGCAGAUGAAAAAAGAACUCGAUGGUCAUAAUGUUCCAGAUCCUUAUGCCUGA
This is a messenger RNA of Rotaria socialis, 369 nucleotides long. NCBI's taxonomy places the organism in Eukaryota, Metazoa, Rotifera, Eurotatoria, Philodinida, Philodinidae. The record is from the annotation of a GenBank genome assembly.